AUUAUGACGUCAAAUUUGUCAUUGAAUAGAGCAUUAUUUUAAAGCAAAAUGGCUACAGCAAAGGCAUUGUAGUGUUUGGAUAGUAAACUUGCCCAGAAGUGGUAGAAUUUGAGUGUAGACUACACUUGCUGGUCCAAGAAAGUCUUGUGACUGCCUGCUACUGUCCACUGCAUCCAAGGAGGGAGAAGAAGAGAGAAGGAAACAUAAUUCAUUAGUGGAGUCCUUCCUAGACUGUGAAGAUAAUCACUCAUGGAUUACAAGACAGAUGAAGGACUCAUGAGUAAAAUCCACGCUCUUGUUGCCCCUCCUCAAAACAACCAGUCCUCAAAAAACCGUGGGAGUCGAAAGAUUAAGACAACUGUUAACGGGCCCACUUCGAGCUCAAUCAUUGCCAAGCACCCUGCGAUUCAGAACCACCCGUAUUGUGAUGCUUGUGGGGAUGGCGGAAGCUUACUCUGCUGUGACAAAUGUCCCAGCUCGUUUCAUUUCUUCUGCUGUGACCCUCCACUGGACCCUAAGAAUCUUCCCAGUGGUGACUGGCUCUGUAGGCGUUGUAGAGCAGGUUCUGUGGGGGAGGGGGUGCCCCCUUUAUUCAAGCCACUAAUCAAAAUGGCCACGGAGGCAAAUCCUCUGAUAUUCGACAUUCCUCCUACUCUACAAAGAAAGGAUGUUCUGCCUGGGGGCAGUAGGAAAGACCUUCAACCCAGGAAUCGUAGACACCCACCCUCCACGGGAGAGGAAAAGCAGAAAUUUUGCUUCACCUGCAACAAGAGCUCGAGGUUUGGUCCGCUAGUAUCAUGUGACUUCUGUCCACUUCUGUUCCACCUGGACUGUCUGGAUCCCCCGAUGACCGCCCUACCCACCACCAUAUGGAUGUGCCCUGUUCACCCUAAUCACAAGAUUCCUGGUACUGAUCACCCUCGCCUGACCCAGCGCCUUAGGGCCAUGGAUGAGAGCAGGAUGGAUGUGGCACAGCACACCAUCAAGAUGGACUUUGUUAACUGUGUCAGAAAAAUCCCUGCUCACAAACGCAUCACCAAACACCACAACAGAAGAGUGACUGCAGUGCCCCGCCCUAUCAAGUCUCUGUACUCACACCCGCUCACGGACGUGUCCCACAUUUCUCCCCUCUCGUUGACCUUAGUGACCCCUGCCGAAGUGGUUGAGAGACGACGAUGUGAAGAGGAGAGAGAGAGGCGUCUGAUUGGACGACCACGCCAACCUGCCCUCACACAUGACCAGGAUGAGUGGACCAGACGAACAGUUCUGUGUCAUCUAAAGGAUCAAUCAUCAUCACCCCUCAACAGUCACACUUUUCACCACCCUCUCCACACCUUCAAUGAUCAGUCCGACACACUUGCUGCCCAGGCAUUACUGGAGCUAGCCUCUAGCGGUCACACGGUUGUCUCAAUACCUCUCAAAUACUCUCUACAUAAUGGAAUUGUCAAAGCUCAGACAGAAAACAACAGAAAUACUUUCUCUGUGGAUGAAAAUGCCGCAUCCUUGAAUAAUAAACUCAACGCACCAGCUCUUAAUGGAGAUAUUAGCAAUGAUAGAAUUUUGGAUUUCACAAUUGAACAUUCUCCAGAACAAGGAAACGUGCCUCAAGAAACUGUUAAGUCGAUGGUUACCGAUAAUGGUGGGAUUGAACCACCAACGUUAGGCUUAGAACACAUGGACAUUGAUGGAAGUGAUGUACUUCAACCCUCGGAGGACUUGCUGGUGAAUGGUACCAUAGGGUCCAAUGGUGAUGAUGUGGAGGCUAUAAAGAAAGAGUGUGACGAUCUGGAUGAAGAAAAUGACGAUGUUGAAGUCGUAGAUGUUGUAGACUGUGAUUCACAACUUGAUGGGUUAGAGGCAACAAAUGAAGAAAGCGACAUGGAGGUGGAUGUGGGUGGACCAAGGACCACCUACAAUGUGGGAUUUGUCCCUGAUCUCUCUGUUUUGAAUGAUGAGAUUAUUCGCCUGCUGGCCACACAGAGAUUACAGGAGCUGUUCUCUGGCCAAACCCAAUCACAGGCUAAUGACAGGGACAUAUCGGAAUCUCCCCCUCACCCCGACAAUCAUUCAGACAAAGGUGUGAGCAGGAGGCGGAAUGGGCUUGUACCAGAGCACUCCACCCCCUCCCCUCCCCCUGCCACCAAUCAAGACUGUCUUAGUAAAGGAGUGUUGAAUAGUGCCAUUGCUCUCCUCUGUCCUUUAUCAGCCGAGAAACUGGCUCACCCCUUCAACAAUAAAGUCACUUACCUCGGAACAGGGUCAAGCGUGGACCUUGACCUCCUUCAGUAUGGACACUGCAACUAUGUCUCAACCAACCAUGCCUGCAUCUUUCUGGAUAAGGAAACUGGAGAUCUGGAACUGAUUAACUAUAGUGAGAAUGGAUCUGUGGUGGACGGUGUUCUCUUCUCAUGUGACAUCUCUGAUAAGGACCUCUCUCCAAAUGAACAACCUACCACUCUCACUCUCGAUGAUAUAAUAGGAACGGGUAGUGGACGAAGAGCAUCCAGGUGCAGAGCAAAAUUGGAAGCUGCUAGGCAUGCCCUAAAAGACAAGCAGAAAGCUAAGAUUGCCCUAGAAGGAGCUCUGAGACUCACGAUACCUAUAAGUGCACAAGACGAUGCCUUGCUGGCUGAAGAACUGUCCAAGAGUGAGGGAUUAAUGACAAGAACUGGAUUGAAACGCGUGUCGAUUGAAAGCACCCAGAAUCCGUCCGUUGUGAGUAUACCCCUUUCAAAAGCUCGCAAACUGGAACUUACGGAAAACAAGAAAGAAAUUAAUAAAAAAUCAGCCUCCAAGUAUCCAUCACAACCUGUUCUAAGAGACUCCACUACAAAUUCAGGGAAAUCACAAUCUUCUAUCUGUGAAAGAACAAUUCACAAAGACUCCACAUCUAGUAUACCGACAGUGAAGUGUUUCCCAACAAGACCGUGUCUGUGUGAUAGCAACGACGAUGCCGAGAGACGUGAUGAGAGACUGGAGGGCACUGCAGUGUUAACGCAUGGUAGCAGAUUAAGAUUCGGGUGUUUGGAGUUUGUGUUGAGUAUGGCAGGUUGCCCUGGACACAGUGAACUGAUAUCUGUACUGCUAGAACAGUCUUAGACCCUUAUCAAUUAUACCCAUGAAUCAAUGUGUUAUGUACAAUUGCUCUGUCUUUACUUUUCAAAGUUUCGAUCUGCACGUGGUUUAUUAUUUUUUUGUCAAACACCUUCAACAUGCAUGACUGUAUAUUGUCAUAUCCCCAGCUCUA
Halichondria panicea is the source of this 3247-nucleotide messenger RNA. RefSeq names its product PHD finger protein 12-like. The transcript is spliced from 12 exons. Gene Ontology annotation, cellular component: nucleus; Sin3-type complex. Gene Ontology annotation, biological process: negative regulation of transcription by RNA polymerase II. The record is from RefSeq and is a predicted model, not a curated record. NCBI's taxonomy places the organism in Eukaryota, Metazoa, Porifera, Demospongiae, Suberitida, Halichondriidae. Gene Ontology annotation, molecular function: protein binding; transcription corepressor activity. The coding region runs from base 250 to 3099 and encodes 949 amino acids.